GGUGGGGGACUAGAAUGACAGCACGUAGAUCUCUUCAAAUAGGCAUUUGACGGCGGAUGUGUUACUUGCAGUCUGCGUUUUUGUUCGUCACUAACUUUUAAAGCGUUAGCACGUAAACUCUAUUAUGUAUCUGAAAGUUCAAUAACACAUUGAACGCGCAGGUGGACAUUAAAGCGUCGUCUGUCAAAUACUUGAACGGUUUUUCUAAGAAGUUUGCAGCUGAGAGAAGCGUAAUUUAUGGCAGCGGCAAAUCGCUAUAGACGAGUGAAAUCUCAGCUGCCAACAUGCUAUUACGAAGGCUUUCUGGAAAAGAAAAAAAUCAAAGACAAGAUGGGUCGUAAACUCUGGACCAGUUUAUGUGGCAAUUCACUCUUUUUCUACAAUAACAACAAAGACAGUGUUUAUGUGGAGAAGCUGGAGCUCUCUGAUCUCGUCACUGUGACAGAUGACAGCGGUCGCGACCGAAACCUGGACGCUGCGAGUUUCACUCUGCACAUGAAAAAUGAAGACAUCAAGAUGACUGCACCCAACCUUGAGACCCGAGAACUCUGGAAAGGAUACUUGCUCUCAGUUUCUAAGUUAUCUGUACCAGGUUCUCUGAACCUGCUGCCUGGCCAGAUUCACUCGAUGAAGGAAAUAAUAGAGAAAGAGAAAAUAAGGCAGCGGCUUCUUUCAUCUCCACCAUCAUCCUCGAGUUCUGACUAUUAUAUUACUGUACAGUCAGACAUGCCUUCGUGUUAUCAUAAUGUCAGUCGUGUCGAAGCUGAAUUCUUACUGGAAAGGAACGCUGAUCGAGGAAACCUACUACUGAGGCCGGGUCGUGAUGGCACGUCUUUCGCACUCACUACGCGCCAAGAUGUUAACGGACCAGUAUUCAGACAUUAUCGUGUGUCCCGGAGGCACGAAGGAGGAUUUACCAUUGCCCUUGAGGCUCCUAUCACCUGUGAGACCCUGCAUGAUGUGGUUAACUGCAUGCUGGAGAAGACCAAUGGGGUUUUGGUGCCUCUUCUGAUGGAGGACUUUUAUGCAAAAUGUAUCACAUUUGCUGAAACUGAUAAGGAGAAUGGUGAGAGAAGUGUGCAAUGUUCUAAAAGCAGCUCACCAGUGCUACCCCCAAAACCAGCAUUUCUUGAUUCUGAUGACGAGAAUGGUGAGACAAUUGUGUGUUGUCCCCAAGUCCCUUCGCCUACUCCUCCAGUGCCACCCCCAAAACCAGUCCCGAGGAAUCAAAGAUCCAGUUCAGAUACAAACACACGUGAAAGAAUCUACCUCAAUGUCCCAGAUGCUGAAGAUUAUGUGUUGGAUGAGGCAGCAAAUAAUCCACCUCCGGUCUUCCCACGUCUUCCAGGACGAUAUUUGCCGCAUCAGAGUUCAAUGCCUCAAGAUCUAAACAGCAGUUUUGAUGGUGAAAAAAAAGCUUUGGUACCUCCUGGCUACCCUAAAACAACUUCCCGGAGCAACAGUUUGUCAAGCAAGCCAAAGAAUUUUCCCAAGACUGGGAAAAGUGUUGACAUGAAUGAGCUCCAAGAGGCUCUUAGAAGGAGACAAAAGGAAUAAAUGUAACCUCAUUAGGAUGAAGAUGAUGAUGAUGAUAAAGGUUUCAUUGUGGAACAAGGAAUAAUUCCUUAGUAUUAAGAUUGUCUUAAAUCUACACCAGCAGAUAUUUGGAUAUGCAGCUGGAUCAACAAAUAGGCCUUUGAAACAAAUUUUCUUUAUUGAUUCUUUCAGCAUUAUGAUGUAUUAGUUAUCACAGUCAUUUAUUAGACUAACAUAUCAAUCAUAAUGUGUCAUUGCAUAGCUGCUGACUGUAAAUCACUACUGUUGUUUGUGUAGGUUGAUGUACUGUUGAUUUAUCACGUUAUUUAGAUGAAGUCACAUAUACAUGUUUGUCUUUAAUUUGUAUGUGUCAGAUAGCUGGUCUAUGUGUCUUUUCUCUGUCUCUGAUCUUACAAAACUCAGGCUUGCUGUAAAAAUCACUAAUGGUUGUUAAUAAUAUGAUAAUCUAUAUUGUGAAUACAAUGUGGGGAAGUUGCAGGUCAUCUUUCACCAAAUAGAGAAACAGAUCAUGUUUUUCUGUUCCUGUUAAAUAAGUUUUAUACUAUAUAUAUUUCAGAACAAUACAUUGAUUAUGAAAAAAUGUA
Labeo rohita (rohu) is the source of this 2141-nucleotide messenger RNA. RefSeq names its product signal transducing adaptor family member 2b (gene stap2b). Lineage: Eukaryota; Metazoa; Chordata; Actinopteri; Cypriniformes; Cyprinidae. The record is from RefSeq and is a predicted model, not a curated record. The coding region runs from base 238 to 1557 and encodes 439 amino acids. Gene Ontology annotation, molecular function: signaling adaptor activity. The transcript has 15 exons.